Molecule: messenger RNA, 789 nt
Organism: Symbiodinium sp. CCMP2592
Lineage: Eukaryota; Dinophyceae; Suessiales; Symbiodiniaceae
Source: the annotation of a GenBank genome assembly
AUGGUGGUCGACCCAACAGGCAAACUGCUGACAAAAAGGAAAACCGUUUCACGCAAAGAUGUCAUCGCCAACCCGCGAGUGACGAAAUUCAAGCACCUUGUCCGUCGGGCACGGAGUUCGCAUCAGGCCCAGCUCCGGGAGAUGAAGCAGGAGCUGGCUGGAUACUUGAACGGUGCUGAUACAGAGUCGGAGGAUGAGGAGCAGAGCCAAUCAGAUGAUGAUGGUGAUGUUGCUAUAUCUAUUCUGGCUGAGCAUGACGACGAGGGUUGGGAGUUCCAACAGCUCUGCGGUGACCCCGCCUCUCCAUAUCCCGGCUUUGAGCGGUUAUGGAAAGCCUUGAAAGCCUGCUUGCAUCGAAAUCGGUGGGCAAAAGAUGAUUCAGGUGAAGCAACCGACGAGGAGCCUGAAGAGGAUGAGAAGAAGAGGAAAAAAACGAAAAAGAAGAAGGCCAAAGCUCCCGCUAAAUCCAAGGCUUCAAAGGCUAAGGCCCAGCAGGACCAAAAGACCAAGAAAAAGGAUAAGCAAGCUUCGAAAAAAAAGGAGAACAGCUCGAGCCAAGAACAGGGCGAGGAAACCGAGGCCAUGCAGCGCAUGAAGAGGACGAUGACGGCGGAUUGUGCAUAUGUGCCUGGAUCCUAUAAAGAAGCUCGUUUGAGGUACAUUGCAAAGAAGCGCGAGCGGGGCUUCUCGUGGAAGGAAGCUUGUGAAAAAUGGAACCAGAGCUCUGCGAGGGCUUCGUGGCUCGAGGGCUUGUCGGUGAACGAGCUGAAGCGACGACGGUUCAUUUAG